Molecule: messenger RNA, 1037 nt
Organism: Cuculus canorus (common cuckoo)
Lineage: Eukaryota; Metazoa; Chordata; Aves; Cuculiformes; Cuculidae
Gene: SRRD
Product: SRR1 domain containing
Exons: 7
Coding region: 17-853 (278 amino acids)
Biological process (GO): microtubule-based process
Cellular component (GO): cytoplasm; nucleus
Source: RefSeq, a predicted model, not a curated record
CCCCGCGGCGCUGCACAUGGCGGCGGAGGCGGGAGGGUGGCGCGCAGCGGGCGGGAGGAGGAGGAGGCGCCGGCGAGGCCGGGCGGGCAGGGAGGAGGACUUCGACGAGGAGGAGAGUGGCGCGAUCGUGCGGCGGCUGCGGGAGGCGCGGGACGAUCUGCUGAGCUGCGGCUUCUGGACCGCGAGCGCCGGAGCAGUUCAGGCCCCGCUGGAUGGCAGUGCGGAGCCACCCACCCGCUGUGUCUGCUACGGGCUGGGGCGGUUCAGUACAAGCCCUGCUGCUCGGGACCAGCUUGCCUUCCUGCUGCUGCUGCUGGAGGAACUGCGGGUGCCCCCUGGGCAGUGUGCCCUGUUUGACCCAGUCUUCUCAGCCCAGGAGGCAGCUGUGCUGGAGCAGCUGGGGCUGCAGCUGCUCACGGACAAUGAGGAGGGGAAACACGCCGUGGAGGGAUCGGCCACCCUGUUUUACAUGGUGCACUGCGGGAAAGCCCUGUACAACAACCUCCUGUGGAGGAACUGGUCUGCAGAGGCACUGUCCAAAAUGGUCAUCAUCGGGAACAGCUUUAAAGGAACUGAGGAAAGACUCUUGCCACGAAUACUGGAGAGAGAUUACUCUUACAUAGCGAAGGUCUUGAAAGGGACAGAGGAGGUGGCGCUCCCUGACCACCCUCGGUACCUGGACACCUUUAACGACACCUCGGUCCACUGGUUUCCCUUGCAAAAACUGAAGGAACUCUCCCCUGAGGUCUGGGACUUUGUGGAGGAGCCAACGUACCCAGAUUGCGACGAUGUGGAGAUCAUCAGGAAGGAAGACAGAGCUGGUGGGUGCAAUACUUCUGCCGUGGAGUCCUGACUGUACUCUGCGGGGGCAGGGGGACCAUGGGGCUGAGUCUCUUCCCACAGCAGCCUCUGUGCAUCUCAGAUGAAGCUCAAGCACUGACUGCGUUAUCAAUCUCUGCCAAAAAACGGUAGCACCUGAACACUGAGGGUGAUGGGAUAUUUUUGUAUCUUUAUUGUUUAAUAAAAGGUGAAGCUGU